CGACCUCGACCUCGACAAUGACUACUAUGCCUGCGGACGAUUUGCCCACUGUUAGCUCAAUGUCAGAGACGAAUCUAGGAGAUGAACUCGCGACAGACGCUCCACAGGAACUUCUGCUAGUCAUCUUCAUCCAUGGGUUCAAAGGGACGGACUCAACGUUUGCGCAAUUCCCCGAAAGGUUGCAGCAUGUGCUAUCCGAGACGAUACAGAAUGCUCACGUCGAGAGUGUCGUCUUUCCGGCGUAUGAGACUAAAGGGGAGCUGAACGCAGCUGUGAUCCGAUUUUCAGACUGGCUCACCAACCUGACAGUUGAGCGGGAGGUCGCGAACGGGCUUGGUGGCGGCGCAGGCAAAGCAAAGAUAGUCCUUUGCGGACACAGUAUGGGAGGUCUGCUCGCUGCAGACGCACUCAUUGAGUUCGUGCGCACCCGCCCUGACCAGUCUGCCCCACUCUGGCCAAACAUCGUCGCAUGUCUGGCAUUCGACACUCCGUAUUUCGGCUUACACCCCGGUGUAUUCAAAAAUACAGCUAGCCAAGCGGCAGGUUAUGUCAAGUCCGCGCACGACCUGUUCUCCGCAACGACGUCUUUCUUUGGCUCCAAGUCAACGUCAGCACCGGGUGUAGUCCCCAAGGCUGCGCUCCUCCCUGCCCCGGCCGGUCCAGCAUCGCCCUGGAAGAAGUGGGCGCCCGCAGCAUUCGCUGUAGGCGGUGCCCUGCUUGCGGGCACAGCAGCAGGGACAGCAUAUUACAAGCGAGAGGAUAUCGGGGUUGGAUAUACGUGGGCCACGGAUCACAUGAAGUACGUUGGGACCCUGUGGGACGAAGCUACGCUCAAGAAGCGGGUGGACGACCUCAUGCAGAUUGAGGAGAAUAUGGGCGUAUUGUUCCGGACUUUCUACACCUACCUCCGCCCAUCUCCCCCAACCCACCUCACGCCCCGCACCUUCAUGAUCCUCCCCAAAGCGCCCUCAGAGUGCGUCUCGCAUUUCCUGCAGGCCCCGAACAGCAUCGCGAGCGACGAGAUUGAGGCGCACAUGGGCAUGUUCGAUGCCAAGACGAACGACGGCUACUACGAGCUCGGGCUCAUCUCCGCGCAGCUCGUCCGCGACGUGAUGCUCGCGAGUCGGAGCGGCGACGUGGACACGAUCCGCCGCACGGCGCAGCAUCCGAGCGGCGAAGAAGGCGUGACAAAGCUCGGCGAGGACGAGGGUGCGCGGCUUGCGACAGAGGCGGCCGAGGCUGCACAAACGCAGGGUGCCUCGUAA
Molecule: messenger RNA, 1265 nt
Organism: Phanerochaete carnosa HHB-10118-sp
Lineage: Eukaryota; Fungi; Basidiomycota; Agaricomycetes; Polyporales; Phanerochaetaceae
Exons: 7
Coding region: 18-1265 (415 amino acids)
Source: RefSeq, a predicted model, not a curated record